This is a messenger RNA of Mizuhopecten yessoensis (Yesso scallop), 8154 nucleotides long. RefSeq names its product golgin subfamily A member 2-like. Gene Ontology annotation, cellular component: cis-Golgi network; Golgi cisterna membrane; Golgi cis cisterna. Lineage: Eukaryota; Metazoa; Mollusca; Bivalvia; Pectinida; Pectinidae. The record is from RefSeq and is a predicted model, not a curated record. Gene Ontology annotation, biological process: Golgi organization. The transcript is spliced from 25 exons. The coding region runs from base 29 to 3067 and encodes 1012 amino acids.
CAAAGGCGCACGCAUCCAUGGCUGGAAAAUGGCAGACAGUGCGAAACGAGAGAAAAUAGCCGCUGCUCGAAAGAAGUUAAAGCAAUUUAAGCAAAAAACAGGAAAAAACUCGCCAGUCAACCCCAAGACUUCUAACAAACAGUCGGACAAAAAAUCUAAAUCUAAUUCUGCUGAAACUGAUUUAUCACAGGAAAACCACAGUGAACCAAUCAAUACUGAUCCCGUCAUUAAUAACACUGACCAGGUUCUACAGGAUAACAGUUACAGCAAACAGCUGACUGCUGAUACACAACAGAUUAUUCCUGAUGCAAGGAAUUUAAGAAAAUUAGGAAAUUAUCAGCAAACAGAACACAGUGGUUUACUAUCACCUCUGUUUGGUGUGGAAAGGACAUCAGCAUCUACUGAAAGUUUGCAACAGCUGUCACGACAACUCAACGGUCUUCUAACAGAGUCUACUUCUUUGAUGGAUACAACAGAAGAGGACAAUGCUAACAUAGUAGAAUUAGAGAGAAGGAAUAGGGAAUUAGCUUCAUUGCUAGAAAAACACUCUGAAGCAAAUGAACAGUUGAAUAUCCAAGUUCAACAAGCAAGGGAGCAUGCAAAAGCUCUACAGGAUCAAGUUGAGCGAGAGCGGAGUGCAUUUGAUGGCAAGCAGCGUCAAGAAAUAGGACCACUCAAAGAACAGUUACAGGUGCAUAUACAAACCAUUGGGAUUUUAGUGGCUGAGAAAACAGAACUUCAAUCCCAGCUAAACCAAUCUCAGAAGAUAGCAGAGCAGAGAUUCAAAGAGAUCGAAGAAUAUAGUGGGCGAUUAAAAGCUUCUCGACAACGAGUGGCAGAUCUAGAGCGGGACUUUUCAACAUCCAAUAAUUCUAGUAAAAAAUUUGAACAGAAUAGCAAAGAUUUUUCAAAAGAUGUUGACCGAUUAAAAUUGGAGUUAUACAAAUCAAAUAAAACACAAGAAGAUCUAAAGCAGCAGUGUUCUGAAUUAGUGGAAAAGUUACAAGCCAAGGCAUCAGAAUCAACAGCAAUGGAACAAAAGAUAGGAGAUCUGACAAAGCGACUUGAAAUGUCAGAACUGUACACCCAGCAAUUGUCAAGUCAGGGGGACAGCAAACAGGAAUCUUUAGCGAUCAUGGAUCAACUACAACGAGAAAAGGAACUCCUUGCCUCUCAAGUUCAGGAGUACUCUGAAGCAUUCCAGAAGGCGUGUGGUGAGCGAGACCAGGUGGCGGAUCAGUACAAGUCUUAUAUAGAUCAGCUACAACAACACAGUCAACAACUCACCGAACAGGUGACAAGUUUGACAGAAGAACGUGAAGUAAUGGUGACACAACAACAUCAGUUAGAGGCCAGUAUACAACAACUACAACAACAACUAGAGGAUGUAAAUGCCAAUCAACACCAACAACAAGAGACCAACGUAGCGAUGAUGGAGAGGGAAAGGGAGAUUGACUUACUACAGAAACAGCAUCAGGAUCUCCAACAACAGCAUGACUCACAAAUCAGGGAUAACUCACAGCUCAGCCGGUUACUGGAAGAGAAAGAGGCCCGGAUACUGGAGCUUGAGAAUGACAUGUCAGAGAUGGGGAUGGAGGCCAGUGAUAAAGCUCAACUGUUGGACAGUAUACAGAGCAACAAAACAGCCCUCAGUCGUGCUCUCACCCAGAACAAAGACCUCAAGAGCCAGCUGGCUGAGUUACAAAACGGAUUUGUCAAGCUGAGUAAUGACAACAUGGAGCUGAUGACGAAGGUCCAGUCCGAACAGCACUCAUCACAGGAACACUUGUGUCGUCUCAGUCAGCAAGAAGAUAACCUCAAGGAUUUAAGAGAAACUAUGAUGGAAAAAGACUUGAAGCUGGCAGAGUUGAAACAUACAACACAUGAAGUGACAAAAGAGCAGUACCACCACGAGCAGAUUAAUGACAGAAUGAGACACUACGAGGCACAGGCUCAGCUGGUGGAAACUCUCCAACGCGAGCUGCAAAACUCACAGGACAUGACAGACGCCCUAAAGACCCAGAACUGUGAGCUGCGUACCAUGCUGAUCAAGGCCUCGGACAAUCAAAACAACCCAGGCCUGAAUCCAGAGGACGAGAAGAAAAGGGAUGAUGUGAUUGACUCACUGACAGCAGCAAUAAAACAACUGGAGACUGAGAGGACCCAAUUGAUGCAGACUCUGAAAGAACAGCGGGAUCUCUCCGACAGUCUCACUGUGAAAAUCACUGACCUGGAGGAGGCGAUCGUACAGAAAAGUACAUUCCAUGUAGACAAUGACAAGGUGAGCCGACAGGAGUACGAUGUAAUGAGAAAGACCAUGCAGAUGAUAGAGGACAAAUAUACCGGUGUGAUGAGGGACAAAGCCGAGCUGUCAGACAAGGCUGAGCAGCUGGAACAUCUAGUCCUACAGCUAGAGGGGGAGGCAGAUACUAUAGGAGAGUACAUAUCAUUAUAUCAUCACCAACGUGCUUUGCUACAACAACGAGAAUAUCAGAAAAACGACUACAUUGCCCACCUUGCCAAAGACAGAGAACAAUUACAGGAGAAACUUGGGGAGCUGCAGCAGCUAGUGAUGCAGUUACUUGGAGAGAAGAAUAUGUUGUCUAAUUACCAUGAAGAAGCACACACUUCCAUGCAUUCCAACGACCUCAGUGUACAACCACACAUCCAGAACGCUCUCCAGCCUCUGACGAAUGGAGUCAAUAGUAACGAUGUGGACUGGCCUGACUAUACCAGUUCUGAGUCCGACUCAGAGAGUGAGGUCGAGGCUAUUGUGGGAGGUCAGGACAAUUUCACAAAUAAGGAAGUCACAGAAACGAUGGACCAACCAACUGAACACCAAACCACACACCACCACCACCAACACCAUCAUCACCGUCACCACAGUCAGACUUCUCACGACGAGGGCCACGUCCAUACCAAGGGGCCACAGGAGGGCCAGACUGCCAACAAAAUUCUUAACCUGCUAACAGAGAUUGGACACUCCACACUAGUUGACAGGCCGAAUGAUAUAGACCACAACUUCUUACCGUGUAAAUACUGUAAAGGAAAGGUACAGAUUAUAUGAGUGCAACAAGGAAGUUCCUAACAAACACUUAACGAUACAUGGCCAAAACCACCAAGGAUGAUUGUAUGUGCAAUUAGUUUGGUAACACUGACAUAGAGACUGUGUCAAUAUGUCUAUACAUGAUAGGAAUCUCCUGUACCCAUGUUUCGGUAUAGACCGUAUGCAUACAUAUUCCUCUCCAAUGGGACAGAUUUCCAACAAAGAUAUCAAGAGUAUGCAUACCUCUCUCUGUGGGAUGAGUUGCCAAUACUGAAGGAGAUAAACACGUUCUACCUUUGCAAUAAUAGGCCCAGUUCAUAGAGAGUAUACACACUUGUCUUAUCUAACACAGGGAUUGUGUACAACUGACAUCUCACAUAGAUUUGUGAUAGCAGUGCUGGUCACAUUGAACAUACAUUUAGAGGUCACACAUUUGUCCUAUGGAUUUAAUGUAUGACUUGAUAGAAGUGGAGAAGUGACAACUCCUUACAAACGGAAAUGUGUGUUACCCCGUAAUACCUGUCCUUUAAUACAGGAUGUCCUACAGUUUGUUUCCUGCUACAUACCGAACACCAACAAUGAAGGUUGUGUUCAAUUGUUCCACAGAAAUACACUAAAACUUCAAAAUGAAGAUUUUUGGUUUUGUAUAACUGUUCCAUAGAAAAGAAAUACACUAGAACUUCAAAAUGAUGAUUUUUGGUUUUGUAUAACUGUUCCAUAGAAAAGAAAUACACUAAAACUUCAAAAUGAAGAUUUUUGGUUUUGUAUAACUGUUCCAUAGAAAAGAAGUACACUAGAACUUCAAAAUGAAGAUUUUUGGUUUUGUAUAACUGUUCCAUAGAAAAGAAAUAUACUAGAACUUCAAAAUGAAGAUUUUGACCACAAACCGUUCAUCUAGAAGGGUUUUAAUAUUAAUAAAACUAAUCAAAGAGUAUCAAAGUGUUAAGUGGUAUGGUUACAUGGAAUAUUUCAUAAUUUAUUAUCUUUAUCAUAAAUAUUUGAAAUCAUGACUAUAAAACAUUGUGCAAAUUUCGUUCUGUUAAAUUACCCAUUCGACAACAGUUUAUUAACCGUCAGUUUAAUAUCAUGUGAAUCAACAUUAUAGAAGCUGUUACACUUGUGCAGACAUCACUAUUUAAAUGCACUAGUAAGUAAACCUACACAAGUAACACUAAUGUGUGUGAGGUUGUAUUACUUAUCUAGUACAGAGUAUGUGGUCUGUAUACCAUUAUGCCUUUCUGUGAUAGUCUGUGAUCAGUGUUGUGAUUGGGGUAUUGAUCUGAAUGUCUGAACCUAUUUUGUGAGAAUAAUGAAUCAAUUGUGCUAGUUUACAUGUUGAUGUGAUUGUACUAGGAGAUCACAAUGAGAAGCUCAAGGAACAAUAGGUUUGUUUAGGUAUCUACCUGUAAUAUCCAACCCGUAGAUCUGUACUGCUCUUUACUGCCUAAUGUUGGUGCUAGAAGUCAAAUUCUGUUGGAAUGAAUAGCUGACAGUCCUGGUGUUGUUUGUAAUCAAACUUUCAGAAUGUUUAAUAUAUAUAAUGAUGUUAUUCCAACCUGCUCUGUAUAACAUACCAAAUUUGUAGACAUAAACCUACCCUGUCAGACUUGUAUCAAAGCUGUCUCCAAGCUAACAAAUACUGAUAUGUAUGGUACAAAAGGAAAUUACAUGUAUUAAAUCCAACAAAUUAUGAUAAACUGGCACCAGUUUCACAAGUUUUUCUUAGCCUCAGUUAAGAAUUUUCCUUAACCCUUUCACCACUGUAGACCAUAAUGGACUCAUCCAUAUAAAUGCAUGGUAGAGUCUAUUAACGUUACAUAGGGCUGAUAGAGUUAAUUAAACAAUGCUUUCCCCAUGGGAAAAUGUUAGUUUGGGACAAAAGGUCGGUGAAGAAUAAACUAAAGCCUGACCUAACAUCUACAUAGGGUACUUUACGGUAAAUUACCUAUUGGUAAAAUACCCAUUCUACCUCAAAUCUAAGGCUAUCCAGGUUUAUCACCAGAAAGGUUGGAUAUUGAAUGGUUUCAUCUAGUAUAGUGGGAUAUUUUUCCAUUAAUUGGUUGGAACACCCUAGUUUCCUAGGUAAAGUUUGGUAAGGUGGGGGAUAUUUCACAAGUUGUUGUCGGUUACAAAACUUAAUGUUUGAACCCACCUCGGAGAUAAGUCCAGCUUUUAUGAAGUAAGAUUAACACACACUUGCAAGAUACUAACAAUUUGACCAACAGUUAUACUUAUAACAUUCCAGUAGACAAGAAGUUUCAAAUGUGAAACGUAUCUGCAGUGGCAGAUCUAGAGACCAAUGUGGGGUUGUUUCCUUUCCCAGAGAGGAGAUUCUCUUUUGGGAAAUACGAGAUGUUUUUUUUUCUCCAGAAAAUCACUCUGUCAAAUUGAUAAAUGUGAUAUCAUUGAAAUAUUAAGUAUGAUUUCAAAAAUGGAAAGAAAAUGUUUUUGCUUUGUUAUGGUUAGUGAAGAUUUCCAUAAAUGCAUUGUGUAGGUAAAUUACACUGGUAGAUACCUGUUAUUAUGUUUUAAUCAGUGUUUUGUCUGUCGAGUCCUUCAAAGCAAAUCAUGUUACUACUUUGAUUUCAAUUAAUACAUAAAUUAUUACAGAGAUGUAUCAAGACUCUGCUCUAGUCAUUCAGAUCUGUGUUGCAUGCAUAUAUAAGGAACUCAGUUUGGACCCAGAAUUGAAUAUACAGUAAGUCAGUGAUAUAGAGAUAAUAUACUGCAAGUUAGCCUGAAACAGUGAUUUUGUGUCUUCAAAAAUUAACUUGACAGUUUGGUAAUAUUACAUUCACAACAUCUAUUAAUGAAUACACUUUAUUUAAUGUGUGUAUAAUUAUUAUGUAACAGAUACAUGACAUUGUAUUUUAUCAAAUUCACAAAUAGGGUGAAGGUAAAGCUGCUGGAGAAUUUGAGUUUGGAGAAGAAAAUAAUUGUAAGAAAUCAUCAUUAUCAUGUGUUUAUAUUCUUCAAUAUUUGUAACAGGUACUAUAGUUACAGACCAGAAAUCUGUACUUGACUGGACCUUCCCUUAGUCUGUGAUAUUUAAGGAUUCACUUACGGUGUAGAUUGCUACAGGUUUUAAGGGAAAAUGUCCAGGUUGAUGCAUAUUAAACAUGUAUAACCCUUCUUUUUGUUGCUGUGGUACCUGUACCUGUGAAAUCGAAGCAGACACAUAAUGAUGAACAUUACUUCUAAAAUGGAAUAUAUCGCAUUAUCUUGAUUCUACAUAUCACUUGCCAAUUAAAUGCUUGUUUGCUGCUUCAGGAGUUUGUGUUGUAGAUAUCAAAAAUAUCUUAGCUAUAUUACAGCUGAGACAAUUCAAGUUCUCACUACAGUAAAAGGAUAUCUCGACUGCAAAUACUUGGCAUUUAUAUACGUAUGACAUUUUCAUUUUCCAUGGCAUAAUUGUGAAUUUUUCUUUCUGCAUAUAUCACUAUGCACAUUAAAUACAAAUAUCUAGUUUUCUAGAUAUUCUCUUGUACUGUGAUAUUGAGGCACACUUGAGAAUUCAUAUUUCUACUUUUGGAUAUAUCGGAGCUUGAGAAUGCCUUAUAAUUUUUGUGGUAAAUUGCAAAAAGAGUGAUCACCAUUUUUGUGCCAUAAUGAUUUGGAAAUGGCACUCUUUUGCCAUGAGUAUAUUCAUUUUAAUGAUGAAUGUAAUACAAGAAGAAAACAAGUAGUUUUAGCAGCUUUCUUACAAAUGUAAAGUUACGACUUAAGCUAGACAAAGUUAUUAUUCUGUAUUUUUUCUCUUAAAAUUUACAAUAAUUUGUUUUACUUUUUGAGAAUAUUUAAUGACAAACAAGAAAAUAUUUUCAUUUAGCAGUUUUUCCAUUAAUCCUGAUUUAUGAUAAAUAUUUCAUUGGACACAUGCUAUUUUGCAUGAUGGGGGAAAAAAGCUGAUUUCCAAAAAAUACCAUAGAAUCGAGAAUCAGUUGUUCACAACCAACUUUAAUCCCAUCUUGUGUUGCAAUGCAAGUUGUACUGAGGUCAUAGUAUUUCUAUUGGUGAAAACAGCAUAUAUCAUUUUUGGGUAGAGUAGCAUUUACCUGCACAUUCAUACGUACAGUAGUAAAAUGUACUAUGUAUUACCUUUUAGUCAAUGAAAUCGACUCUUCAUAAAUAAAAUGACAGGUGAAAUAUGGUGACCACAUUGUUACUUUCUUAGUGUGCUCAUGAUCAGGGUAAGUGUAAAAUUGUUUUUUAUUCACACAUUUGUCGAUAUUGGAUUGGAAAUCAAUGAAAAUAUUUAUGGAAAAUUUGUGUGAUUAAUCUGGAAAAUUACCAGACACUUUCAAUCUUUCAAAGACCGAUAUUUUGCCAUAAAUUAGCAGGAACCCAUCAUUAGGGAUGCAUUACACAGCCUACCUGUGAUUUGUGUUACAGUUACCUCCCUUAUUUUUUCUUCAAAAUUAUUGAAUACAUGUUUAGAAUUACCAGAGUGUUGCUAAUGCAUGCAUUCUUGUUUACCUAAUAAAUUACAUGUGUACAUCUUCAUUUAUUUUACAAAAUUUCAAUUACCAUUAGUUGAAUUGUGAUGACAGGUACUGUACAUUGACUUUCAAUGGGGAAUUCUGCUGAAAGGAUGCAUUUGAUGUACAGUAAUGUAACAAUAUCCUUUGGGAAUAUAACAGUCAGAUUGAUUUAAACACAUUAGGCAUGUGUACUUACAAGUUAUAAUGUAGGUGUCAUAAAUGUUUUAUAUUUACAUACAAAUAUGCUUCAAGUACAUGUAUUAUCUUCAUGUAACAUAAUGAACACAGAUUUGAGUCAUAGCCUAAAGUGAUCGAGUAAAUGUGUUUGAGUGAGUGUGCUUGAACUUACAAGCUGUCUGUAGGAUGUUUUGUAUACGGUUUGUGGUAUUCAUGUACAGUGUACCUUGUAUAUAGUCAUAACGCCGUGUAAAUAAAGAGGAUAUACUGUAUAUAUGGUUGUGUACAUACCCACUACUGUAAGUUAUUCAUAAUAUAAGUUUGAGAUUGUUCAUUGUAAUAUAAAAAAAAUUGUAUAUAUAUAACACAUUUACAGUCAUGAUUUUUAUUGAACUAUGCAUGCACAUUUAAUUAUGUAAUAAAUCCUUGGGAAAUAUCAAGAUAUCGAAA